CCCCAAAAAGACGUUCCGGUUGAUGCCUCUACAAAUCUGGUAAAUUGGGAUUGCCCGGAAGCAAUAAAUUUCUCGGAUUUCAUAGAAACUCUACAACAACUUCGCAAAACCGGAUUUAUACCUGCUACAUUCGAAUCAAAAGAAUAUCGGAAUAUUCGUCAAGAGAUCAAUGGUGUUGAAUUGGAAUUACUAAUCGAAAAUUUAUCUUUAAAAGUUAGAAGAGUUUUAGAUGUUGGAAAGACUUUGCAAGAGAACAAAAGAUUAGUUAGAGAGAAAAACGAUGUUGACAAGAUCAAUGGAUUGGAUAUUCGCAAAUUUAAUGAAAAUAUUAAUGAACAAGAAAAUAACGAAUGGUGUUUUGUGAUAGUGGAUGGAUUUUUAUUAUAUCAGGAUGUACAGGUAUUAAAAGAGUUGGAUGUUAAAUUAUUUAUUAAAGCGGAUUAUGAGACUUUAAAGAAGCGAAGAGAAGAAAGGAGUAGUUAUUUUACACUUGAAGGCAAUUAUUGGAUUGAUCCACCAAAUUAUUUUGACA
Molecule: messenger RNA, 532 nt
Organism: Acaulospora morrowiae
Lineage: Eukaryota; Fungi; Glomeromycota; Glomeromycetes; Diversisporales; Acaulosporaceae
Source: the annotation of a GenBank genome assembly